Molecule: messenger RNA, 1431 nt
Organism: Saccoglossus kowalevskii
Lineage: Eukaryota; Metazoa; Hemichordata; Enteropneusta; Harrimaniidae
Product: paired mesoderm homeobox 2-like protein
Biological process (GO): regulation of DNA-templated transcription
Molecular function (GO): DNA-binding transcription factor activity, RNA polymerase II-specific; DNA binding
Source: RefSeq, marked provisional
CUGUGUUGUUCGGGAAGUAUUCUCGUGGGAUAGCUCUGGUUGUCGGUGCUGGUGUCGGUAUAGCGUUUUCACUUUCAUCUCGAAUAGUCUUAUUUCCAGCGAGCAAGAUAAGGCGCGACUAAAUCUGACCAGGCCAUGUGUGAUGUGUUGUUGCGCUGGAGUUGACAAGAUUUACGUUAAAGCACUGUUAGUAUAUAUCCCAGACCAGUUUGUUGCUGCUGUCCAGUUACGGUCAAUUGUCCAGUACUAGCAUGGACGCGUACACUAGUGGCAGGACCGUGCCGAACGUAAUGUACUCGUCCAACGCUGACACCCAAUGUCGUGGGUUUUCUGUGUGUCAGCUUCUAAAUCUCCCUGACUUUUCAAGUUCACAAUGUAAAGAUAGCAAUAUACAUCGAAACAAUGUUUAUAACGACGUGGAAGCCUCGUCAAAGGUGACGACUGACGAUGUAGGUGACGAUAUAGAAGACUUAGAGAACGGAAACAAAAUCAAUGAAGAAGAGAAUACGAAUACUGAUGAGAUCCAGAGUAAGAAAGCGAAAAAACAGCGCCGGAGCCGUACAACGUUUACUACUAACCAGCUUGGUGCCCUGGAGAAAGUAUUUGAAAGAACUCAUUACCCGGAUGCCUUCGUACGAGAAGAACUCGCUAAAAAGGUUGACCUGAGCGAAGCCAGGGUGCAGGUCUGGUUUCAGAACAGACGUGCAAAAUACAGACGGAAUGAACGUAAUGUAUUGGCAGCUCGACAAAAACUCUAUCCUGCUCCAAUUGCGGAUAAUAAUAUACUGGAACAGUCACCGUUGACGGCGCCCUCCACUCUCGCGUCUCCGGAUUAUCUCACUUGGACGAAUCCUGCCAAUAGUCACGGUAACAUGAUGACGUCACACGGAUUGCUAGCUCCUACAGACAAUAUGAUGAGUUCGAGCAUAAAUAAUCUACGAAUGAGAGCUCACGAAUACCACGUUCAACACGUUGUGUAAACAGCGUGAACUUUAACCUAUUCUUGGUACCACGCCUGUUAACAGCACCGUAACACACACCAGACAGGCGACCGUUAUGUUUCCAAAUAUGGAUGUAUGAUCUGAAUAUUCAGUGACAAUUUCUGGUAACCUAGGUAAUACGCAUGCGUAAACGCCAGACAGGCGACCGCCAUAUUGCGCAUUUGAUACCAGAAUGAGUUGAAUGUGACAAUACGUCUUCAACGAACACUUGUAAUAAACAUGUUAUGAAUUGUGUGAACAUUGGACGACAUUUGUGUAUUUCAGUCAACUUUAUUGUUAACUAUAUAGCUGUAUGUUUUGUAUCUUGAAAUGGCGAACUUAAUAAGGCAAUUAGUUUUAAAUAUAAUAUGAUUUGUUGUCAUGUUUUGGAAUAAUAGUUGAAGACUUAAGAUCUUUCAAUUGUAUUGAAAUAAAAAACUAUUGUAUUUUA